Papaver somniferum (opium poppy) is the source of this 2077-nucleotide messenger RNA. RefSeq lists its product as uncharacterized. The record is from RefSeq and is a predicted model, not a curated record. The transcript has 10 exons. Gene Ontology annotation, molecular function: protein binding. NCBI's taxonomy places the organism in Eukaryota, Viridiplantae, Streptophyta, Magnoliopsida, Ranunculales, Papaveraceae. Bases 337 to 1653 code for a protein of 438 amino acids.
AGAAAAUAAAUUAUUCAACUUUGUCUGUUAAAAACCCAACCUUCAUAAUUUUUUCCUCCUCGUUCCUUCCUUCCUUCAUUCUUAUCAUAUACACACACAGAUAACCAAACAGUUACUGCUUAUCACAACAACAACAGCGAAAAAAACCCUAAUCAGUUAAAAGAAGAAGAAGAACUUGAUCAAUACAACGAAAAUCUUAAGAAUUGGAUUGGAGAAAUUAAGAAUGAGUUGUUGAUUUUGGAUUCGAGGAGACAACCCUAGGUUGUUUGAUUUUAGUUUUUAUUUAUAUACGGAGAGGAGGGGAUUUUUUUUUUAGGUAAAUAAAUUUAUAGAAAUAUGGCUGAAGAAGGAGAGAUGGGUAUUGUAGUAAACGGAAUGGAUGAUGAUUUAUAUGAUUAUGAUAGAGUUGCUGAUGUUGAAGAAGAAACCGAGAUGGAUGAUGACGCUGAUUCGUUUAAUAAGGCGACUGAUACGACUGCGAAGCAAGCAAGGAAAGGGAAAGAUAUACAGGGGAUUCCAUGGGAAAGAUUGAAUAUAACCAGGGAUAAGUACAGGAAGACGAGGAUUGAACAGUAUAAGAAUUAUGAGAAUAUACCUUCAUCUGGAGAACUCAUAGAUAAGAAAUGCAAGGAUAUAGAAAAAGGCCCACAGUACUACGAGUUUCAGCAUAACACAAGAAUGGUGAAGCCUACAAUUCUUCAUUUUCAGUUGAGAAACUUAGUUUGGGCCACUUCGAAACAUGAUGUCUAUCUCAUGUCCAACUAUGCAGUUGUUCAUUGGUCUCCUUUAUCUUGCAACUCAACGGAGGUCGUCAAUUUUUCAGGACAUGUGGCACCAACUGAGAAACACCCGGGUAGUUUGCUAGAAGGCUUUACGCAAACUCAGAUCAGUACGCUUGCUGUGAAGGACAAAUUGUUGGUUGCAGGGGGGUUUCAGGGAGAACUUACUUGUAAGCGAUUGGAUCGGCGAGGGGUUAGCUUCUGUACUAGGACAACAUAUGAUGAGAAUUCAAUCACAAAUGCUAUUGAAAUAUUUGACCACUUCAGUGGCGGAUCUCGUUUCUUGACAUCCAACAAUGAUUGUGGUGUUCGAAUAUUUGACUUGGAGAAAUUUCAGCUUCUAAAUCACUUCCGCUACCCUUGGCCAGUAAAUCACACGUCAAUGAGUCCGGAUUGCAAGUUAAUUGCGGUUGUGGGUGAUCACCUUGAUGGUUUACUUGUCGAUUCACAGAAUGGAAAGACAGUGUCUUCAUUAGUAGGCCACCUUGAUUAUUCAUUUGCCUCGGCAUGGCAUCCUGAUGGUCGCAUCUUUGCAACUGGAAAUCAAGAUAAGGCAUGCCGAGUGUGGGAUCUUCGAAACUUGUCCUCACCAUUGGCAGUUCUCAAGGGCAACUUGGGUGCUGCCAGAUCCAUCCGUUUCUCAUCAGAUGGACAGUUCAUGGCAGUAGCUGAACCUGCCGAUUUUGUUCACGUCUACAGUACCAAGGGGGAUUAUAGUAAGCGACAAGAGAUAGAUUUCUUUGGGGAAAUUUCAGGAAUAUCACUUAGUCCUGAUGACGAGUCUCUUUUCAUAGGAGUCUGGGACCGGACAUAUGCCAGCUUACUUCAGUAUAGUAGAAAACACUAUUACGGCUAUCUAGAUUCCUGCUUAUAAACUUGAUCUGAUUGAGAGGUGUUCGUUUACACCGUUCACAAUCCAUGAAUCUUCGCCCCCUUAAUGGACUUGCAUGAUAAAGGAAAGGUUAAGCGUAGUGGUGUUAGUAUGCCGCAAUUUCACUUUCCUGAUCUUAAUAAGAAGACAAAGAAAGCAUUCAGGCUCAUUUUUUAUUUCUGCAAAGCUUUCCAUCAAGGGGUAAUCAAGGUUCAUUAGUUAUUAAGCUGAAGCAUAGAGGGACCAUCUUGUGUACAACAUUAAAUGAGUCAUUAUCUGUUGCAGAACGUGGUUUUUUUUUUUUUUCUCAAGUCAGGAUGUCGGUGUACAGAUAGAGUGAACCUCCAAAAAAAAGAAUCUAUAAUGUAUACAUGUGCAGGAGUUAUUCCUCUCUUAGUAUCAAUUCUUAAAGCUUUUACUGUCUAAA